Messenger RNA from Olea europaea var. sylvestris, 1037 nucleotides. Its product is annotated as 1-aminocyclopropane-1-carboxylate oxidase 5-like. The transcript has 3 exons. Bases 42 to 980 code for a protein of 312 amino acids. Lineage: Eukaryota; Viridiplantae; Streptophyta; Magnoliopsida; Lamiales; Oleaceae. The record is from RefSeq and is a predicted model, not a curated record.
GGAGAGUUACUUAGUGUUUGUUCUUUGUUUCUUUUACAUUAAUGGCUAUUCCAGUGAUUGAUUUCUCAAAGCUUGAUGGUGAGGAGAGGGCCAAAACCUUGACUCAAAUUGCUCACUGCUGCGAAGAAUGGGGAUUCUUUCAGUUAGUGAACCAUGGAAUCCCUGAGGAGCUCCUGGAGAGGGUGAAGAGGGUGGCCGCCGAAUGCUACAAGUUGGAAAGAGAGGAAAAUUUCAAGAAUUCAAAGCCUGUUAAGCUUCUAAAUGAAUUGGUGGAAAAGAAAAGUGAGGACAAAUUGGAAAAUUUGGAUUGGGAGGAUGUUUUCCUUCUUUCAGAUGAGAAUGAAAAUGAAUGGCCAACAAAGACUCCUCGAUUCAAGGAAACCAUGAAGGAAUACCGACAUGAACUGAAAAAACUGGCAAUUAAAGUCAUGGAAAUAAUGGAUGAAAACUUGGGAUUACCAAAAGGGUACAUAAAGAAAGCCUUCAACGGGGCCGAAGAAGAAGAAAACGCUGUCUUCGGCACCAAGGUGAGCCAUUAUCCGCCAUGUUCUCACCCCGAAAAGUUGACCGGCCUCCGGGCACACACCGACGCCGGAGGUGUCAUCUUAUUAUUUCAAGAUGAUGAGGUUCAAGGGCUUCAGAUUCUGAAAGAUGGGGAGUGGAUUAAUGUCCAGCCUAUGAAAAAUGCAGUAGUCAUAAACACUGGGGAUCAGAUUGAAGUACUCAGCAAUGGAAGAUACAAGAGUGUUUGGCACCGGGUUUUUGCAUCGACGGACGGGAAUCGAAGAUCAAUUGCUUCAUUCUACAAUCCAUCACUCAAGGCUACCAUAGAACCUGCUCAAGAACUGGUUGAGAAAACUGACAAACUGGCGGUGGAUCCAAUUUACCCCAAGUUUGUGUUUGGUGAUUACAUGUCUGUUUAUACUGAACAAAAGUUCCUCCCUAAAGAACCAAGAUUCCAAGCUGUGAAAGCUAAGUAAGGAAAAUGAGUUAUUGUACAUUUUCCAUGCAUGUCUCCUUUUUCCUUUCUUUGUAUG